AUGGGAUUGAUUAAUGUGGUUCCCCUUCCAAUAUUCUCAUUGUAUCUUGUAUUGCUUUUGUCAACUUUCCAUGUUAAAUCAGCAAUAUUAUUACAGAGAUCCACAUACAUUGUUCACAUGGACAAGUCAUCUAUGCCCAAAGUGUUUACAAGCCCUGAAAAGUGGUAUUCCUCCAUCAUUGAUUCCCUUAAAUCAGGGAAUCACACACCAUCACUUAUAUACACUUAUGAUAAUGCUCUCCAAGGUUUUAGUGCUUCCCUAUCCACCAAUGAAGUAGAGGCUUUAAGGAAGUUUCCAGGAUUUGUGUCAGCUUAUAAUGUCAAGAAAAGUGCAACCAUUGACACCACACACACCCCUGAAUGUCUCUCCUUAAACCCUUUUGCAGAUCUAUGGCCUACAUCAAGUUAUGGAAAAGACAUCAUCAUUGGUGUCUUAGAUAGUGGUCUUUGGCCAGAAAGCCUAAGCUUUGAAGAUUAUGGUAUGAGUACUAGUGCUGCUGCUGGUGUACUUGAUGGGCCAUAUUCCAAGUGGAAAGGAUCAUGUGAAGGAGGGCAAGAGUUUAAUGUCUCCAUGUGUAAUGCUAAGCUCAUUGGGAUUAGGUUCUUCAACAAUGGUGUCAAAGCUUCAACCUCUAAGCAAGUCAUGGACUCUGCUAGGGACACAUUAGGGCAUGGGACGUACGUGUCAUCUAUUGCAGCUGGAAAUUACGUAUCCGGAGUAUCUUAUUUUGGGUAUGCUGACGGGACAGCAAAAUGUGUUGCACCGCAUGCAAGAUUGGCCAUGUACAAGGUCAUUUGGGAGGAAGGAAUAGAUCCGUCAGAUGUUCUUGCAGGUUUAAACCAAGCCAUUAGAGAUGGUGUUGAUGUAAUUUCAAUCUCUAUGGGCUUUAAUUAUGAGUCGUUGGACCAUGACCCUAUUGCAAUAGCUUCAUUUGCUGCCAUGGAGAAAGGUAUUGUGGUUGCAACUUCAGCAGGUAAUGCAGGCCCAGGCUUUGGAACAUUGCACAAUGGGAUCCCAUGGGUCAUAACUGUCUCAUCCGGCACAGUUGAUCGUUGGUUUGCUGGAUCUUUAACCCUGGGAAAUGGGCUAUCCAUUACUGGAUGGUCCUUAUUUGCAGGCAUAACCUUUCCAAAAAACUUGACACUUGUGUACAACAAAACCCUAGCUGCAUGCAACUCAUCUCAGCUGUUAUCUGAAGCCCCUUUUGGCAUCAUUUUAUGUGACAUGGGAGAUAUCCAUAAUCAAACUAAUGCUAUCAUCGAUUCAAAAGUGCCAGGAGCUAUAUUCAUCUACCCAAUUCCUAGCUUAGUUCAUAUGAAAGAAAAUUCAUGUCCAUGUGUUGUGAUCAGACCAGCAGACGCAUUAAUGGUGAUCAACUAUGUAGAAUCUAAUACUUCUCCCUUUGUUUGCUUGAAGUUCAAAGAGACCUUCUUUGGUACAAAACCUGCACCAGUUGUGGCUGCUACUGCUUCAAGAGGUCCUUCAAGGAGUUGUCCAAGAAUUUUGAAACCAGAUAUAAUGGCACCUGGUUCAUUAGUUUUAGGUGCUUGGGUUCCCAAAAAGGAAGUAGCUCGCAUGAGGUCAACAUAUAGGUUAUAUAGUGACUACAACAUAGAAACUGGGACAUCUGCAGCUUGCCCUCAUGUUGCUGGUGUUGCUGCACUUCUUAAAGGUGCACACCCAAAUUGGAGUGCUGCUGCUAUAAGGUCUGCCAUUAUGACAACUGCAAACACAACAGACAAUACUCGAAAGCCAAUCCGAGACCUUGGUAAAGGAUCACAAUUGGCUUCACCUCUAGCCAUGGGAGCAGGCCAUAUUGAUCCAAAUCAAGCACUUGAUCCGGGUUUGAUUUAUGACAUAACUCCACAAGAUUAUGUGAAUCUGUUAUGCUUUAUGAAGUUCAAUCAGAGUCAAAUCUUAAGCAUUACUGGGUCAAGAAUCUAUGAUUGCUGGAACCCAUCUCCUAACCUUAAUUACCCAUCAUUUAUUGCCUUUUACAGCGAUUCUAUCACAGUGACAACCAAAAAAUUUCUUAGGAUUGCAAGUAAUGUUGGGAAAGAUUAUGCAACUUACAAGGCUGUAGUGAUUGCACCAGAGCAUACUGUAGUUACUGUCUCACCGGAAACAUUGGUGUUCAGAAAGCAAAAUGAGAAUCAAUCAUAUACGAUGACUAUACAGUAUAAAGGGAAUGAGAACGGGACAGUUUUGUUUGGUACCCUUGAUUGGGUUGAAGAAAAUGGAAAGUACAGGGUGAAGAGUCCUAUUGUGAUUUCACCUUUGCUUAGUUCUUGA
Messenger RNA from Corylus avellana, 2292 nucleotides. Lineage: Eukaryota; Viridiplantae; Streptophyta; Magnoliopsida; Fagales; Betulaceae. The record is from RefSeq and is a predicted model, not a curated record.